Messenger RNA from Paramacrobiotus metropolitanus, 1055 nucleotides. RefSeq lists its product as uncharacterized. The coding region runs from base 144 to 755 and encodes 203 amino acids. The transcript has 3 exons. Lineage: Eukaryota; Metazoa; Tardigrada; Eutardigrada; Parachela; Macrobiotidae. The record is from RefSeq and is a predicted model, not a curated record.
ACACAACAGUCAAAUAAUUUUAAACUUACACUUGGGUGUAUCCGCAAUACUACCGCAAUAGUAAUUGCGGCAAUAGUAUAGAGAAGCUGCAUAAACGGCUGAGAAUUGUACACAGUAAUCGGUUCGCAACCACAUCAGCAGCCAUGCAUGCAACAACGCUUUUUGCGUUGCUAAUCACCCUUACGACUCGUUGCUAUUCGCUGGAGCCAUGCGGCGAACUGGAAGCACGUUGCCAAACUCUGCGAGAGAAGUUUCGUGAAGCGCAUUGGACAUUUUAUGUUGAACGCUGGAACGUUACCGACGAAGAGGCGAAUCGAUCAGCCCCAGCGGAGAAAGAGUUUUGCCGUCUGAGCCAGGAAACCGGACCCUGCCUCCAGCGUUUAAAUGAACGUUGUCCGGAACAUUCACUUCCCCGAGUCGCGACCGGCUGGUUCAUGGUCGCGUGGCAUGCCGUAAACGCCAAGCUGUGCGCAUCACCUUUCGGUCCACGGCGGUACGUCCCCGCGCUUCGUGCCUGCUAUGACCGCAACGAAGAGAUUCCUGACAGAUCGCCCUUUCCAGCCAACUCAACCUUUUUACUGCAAUCCCAUGACACUUCCAGUGCUGAACGAGACGUUUGCAGUGAUAUUUCGCGGCUCAUGGCACAUAUAAACGGCACAGCCCGUGCCGCAGUAAUGCGGCAGUGCGGAGAAGAAGGCUUGCGAAUUCUGAUGGAUGGAACUGGGUUUCUGUUCAGAGCUAGCUGUUUAAACUGAGCGCCGCCAGCAGCGAGCCUUGAUUUGGUUGUCUUCAACGAACGUGAAUUGCUGGAACUAAUUAGAAAGUUACCUUUGUGCUUUGCAGGUACUAUUGUGUACUUGAAUGAUGCAGCAAAACAAAAAUAUAGAAUAAAGAUAUACAAGAAAAGAUAGAUGCACCAACGCAGCAACAAGCCGGAGCAAAAAAAAUACAAUCACUUUAUCUUGAUGUUGCUGCAUCUUUUACGUGCUGUGCUUAAUCGAAAUGGGUACACCUUUGGUCGUUCAGACCCAGAAUGCUACCUUGUAAGGGAUAAA